CAAACCGUACGUGAAGUGCGUUCGCCUGCUGUUCGGACUAUCCGGAACCAACCAAAAGCCGCACAUUUGCCUUCCCUUCCAGAACGAAGACCGUUCAACCCGUAAAGUUCGUAAGCUCUCAGCAAAACACCAAGAUGCGUUCGUUCACCGUUGUUGCCGUGUUGGCGCUUAGCUUCUGCUAUGUCCACGCCGCCGAUGAACCCGCUGCCAAGGAAGCUGCCGCAGAGGGCGGAAAGACCUACAAACGUCUCAUCCCUGCCGAUGUUUUGCGAGAUUUCCCUGGCAUGUGCUUCGCAUCGACCAAGUGCGCCACCUUUGAGCCGGGUCAGUCCUGGGAUCUGAGCCCGUUCUGUGGCCGUUCGACCUGUGUCCUGUCCGACGAUUCUCAGCCGCGCCUGCUUGAGCUGGUUGAGGACUGCGGACCGCUGCCGCUGGCCAAUGACAAGUGCAAGCUGGACACUGAGAAGACGAACAAGACGGCCGCUUUCCCGGCCUGCUGCCCGGCCUUCACCUGUGAGCCCGGCGCGAAGCUUGAGUACCCGGAAGUCAAGCCCACCCCGGAGUCGGCCUCCGAGCAACCAGCCAAGAACUAAGCGAUCGAGCAACUGCACCAACUCCUUCCCGGGACAUUCCCGGCAAGCAUCAUCUUAAUCGACGAGCGUUCGAGCGGCUCGGCAGCAAGCUCUUAUCCUAAGAAUAGAACGAAAAGAACAGAAAACAUACUACACUAAAGCUAACGUAUACCGAAUGCCCGACAAAUCGUGCGAGUACUUCUUCACUAUUUUCCAUCGUUACCGUUUUCCUCGUGCAAAGCCCUCCGGCGACAUGGCGAGUGCCGUUUUUCCUUCGACAGUUUAACAGCAAGCAGUAUAUGAACAAUUAGUCAAGUUUGUGAUAUUAGAAGUAUGUAUUUAUCUGGAGAGGAAGCAAAAGCAAAUUCCAACGCUACAGGACAGAUCAUCAUCGGGCGGAUGCAGGCAUCCUGGAGUAGACCGCAAAGUUGCAAAGUGCAGAGUUAAAGCAAAUGGAGCAUACGCCCUCCAACAUGUAUGCGGUUCCGGUGUUGCACCGCUUCCGCUCGACCCCUUCCACAGUACAAGCCACCCAAUGUCGAAACAUAUAUCCUCAUUCCCAUCCGGUGCAGACGAUCAUCAUGAGUUGCGCAAUGCAUUGAUACUGAUUUAAGUUUUGUAAUUUUGUUUUUCAUGGUAUCUUUUCAAAUAAACUCGAUUCCGUAUAAAU
This is a messenger RNA of Anopheles nili, 1242 nucleotides long. RefSeq lists its product as uncharacterized. Lineage: Eukaryota; Metazoa; Arthropoda; Insecta; Diptera; Culicidae. The record is from RefSeq and is a predicted model, not a curated record. The transcript is spliced from 4 exons. The coding region runs from base 135 to 593 and encodes 152 amino acids.